AUGGAUAAGUCUUCGUUCGAGCUUCUGAACUUCCUAAAGGAGGACGAAAGAAAAACCAUGUACAUUGACAGAAAGUACACGGGGACAGAAGACGACUACUUCAAAGAGCUGCUCACGUCAGGGACCAUAUACGUGGGAAACCUUUCUAGAAACACCACAGAGGCGCAGCUGCACAUGCUUUUUUCGCAGUGCGGGAAAAUCCGGAGGAUUUCCAUGGGGCUAGACGCAAAGAGGUUUGUCCCGUGCGGGUUUGCCUUUGUGCAGUACUACGACGUGAACGCGCCCAUGCUUGCCCGAAAGUUCUUUUCCAAGUACGUGCUGGACCAAAGCACGAUAUACAUCGACCUGGACAGCGGGUUCUCGGAGAACAGACAGUUUGGAAGAGGCGCGAACGGCGGACAAAUCCGGUCUGAAUUGCCUGGGGGCGACAGGAAAAGAAGAUAUGUUUAA
Molecule: messenger RNA, 450 nt
Organism: Nematocida major
Lineage: Eukaryota; Fungi; Microsporidia
Product: nuclear cap-binding protein subunit 2
Exons: 1
Coding region: 1-450 (149 amino acids)
Biological process (GO): mRNA cis splicing, via spliceosome
Cellular component (GO): nuclear cap binding complex
Molecular function (GO): RNA cap binding
Source: RefSeq, a predicted model, not a curated record